Messenger RNA from Halichondria panicea, 4621 nucleotides. RefSeq lists its product as uncharacterized. Gene Ontology annotation, molecular function: protein binding. The record is from RefSeq and is a predicted model, not a curated record. The coding region runs from base 224 to 4267 and encodes 1347 amino acids. The transcript has 16 exons. NCBI's taxonomy places the organism in Eukaryota, Metazoa, Porifera, Demospongiae, Suberitida, Halichondriidae.
AUCAGAUCAAGCUAAAAAAAGGGCGUAUCUUGUAAACUCAAGUAAACAAAGCUUCUGGGUACAGGUGUCAGCUCUUGACUUUUUGAGCUGACAAAAUAGAUACUAGCUAGACUAGACUGUGAUUGAGCUGAAGUAACUCUGCGGAUCAGGGCUAUACACUUAUCUUGCAGCUACUAGAGUCCCUGGCCGCCCCAGGCCAGGGCAGGUCAGAAAGGUCAGGACAAUGGCAGCAAGUCAUGAUCUGGGUAGGCAACUCUAUGAGGCUUCCUGUGGUGGUCGUGUGGACGAGGUGGAGAGGCUGCUGGCUAGAGGAGCUCCUGUCAACUGGAGGGACAGUGAUGGAUGGACCGCUCUCCAUACGGCAUGCUACAAUAACCACCCUGAUGUAGUGAAGAUACUCACACAGCAAGAUGGCAUCGAUGUCAAUGUACAGACUGAUGCUAAUAACACUCCCCUGCACUUUGCCUGCGACCGGGGACACUUGAAGUGUGUCCAGUUACUGAUGGCAACUGGACAGUGUGACCUAGGAGCUGUGGGCUUUAGUGGACUAACUCCACUGGGACUGGCAGUCAGAGAGGGGAAGCUGGACACUAUCAAGUACCUCAUCACAGAGUGCAAUGUUGAUAUCAAUAGAGCUGUGAACAAUAAUGGACUAACUCCACUGGGACUGGCAGUCAGAGAGGGGAAGCUGGACAUUAUCAAGUACCUCAUCAUAGAGUGCAAUGUUGAUAUCAAUAGAGCUGUGACCAGGGAUGGACUAACUCCACUGGGACUGGCAGUCAGUAGGGGACACCUGGACACCACAAAGUUCCUCAUCAUGAAAUGCAAUGCGGCUGUUAAUGGAGAUGUGACCAGGGAUGGACUAACUCCACUGGGAGUGGCAGUCAGAGAGGGGCACCUGCACAUCAUAAAGUUCCUCAUCAUGAAAUGCAAUGUGGCUGUCAAUGGAGCUGUGACAAGUGAUGGACUAACUCCACUGGGACUGGCAGUCAGAGAAGGGAAGCUGGACACUAUCAAGUACCUCAUCACAGAGUACAAUGUUGAUGUCAAUGGAGCUGUGACCAGGGAUGGACUAACUCCACUGGGAGUGGCAGUCAGAGAGGGGCACCUGGACAUCAUAAAGUUCCUCAUCAUGAAAUGCAAUGUGGCUGUCAAUGGAGCUGUGAACAAUGUUGGACUAACUCCACUGGGAGAGGCAGUCAGUGCGGGGAAGCUGGACACUAUCAAGUACCUUAUCACAGAGUGCAAUGUGGAUAUGAAUAAUUCUGCACAAGUAGUUCGUAUCCUAGAGCUGACACUGAAAGAUGAAGGUGAUGUAACCACCAAAGUUAACGAGAACAAUCGACUUCUUAUUGCUUGCAAAUUUAGGUACACUGCAAUUGUCUGUUAUCUGAUCAAUCAGUGCAAUGUGGAUGUCAAUAGAGCUGUGACCAGUGAUGGACUAACUCCACUGGGAAUGGCAGUCAGAGAGGGGAAGCUGGACACUAUCAAGUACCUCAUCACAGAGUGCAAUGUGGAUAUCAAUAAUGUUCUUCUACUUGCCUGCCAGUAUGGGGUUACCAAAAUCGUGGAAUAUCUUUUGAAUGACGUUGUUGGCUGUGAUCCCAAUAUCAAAGAUGACGAUGGACACACACCACUCUUUCUUGCAGAGAACAAGGAAAUCAUUCUACUCUUGUUGCAACAUGGAGCUACUGCUGAAGAUGUGUAUACCAAUCAUCGCAAAGCUCUUGGUAAUGUGUUUUCAAAGGAUCCCCUGAAAAACCCAGUGAAGAUACUUGUUAUCGGUCACGGUGGAGAAGGAAAGAGCACUCUCAUUGAAGCAAUGGAACACGAGCCAACUGCAUUCACAUCUAUAGUCAACAUCUUCGUCUCUCCUAAAGAAGUCGAUGGAGUUAGCAAGAAAACAGCCGGAAUCAUCCCUCGAUUAUUCAAGAGUCGUGUCUUUGGAGAUGUGUUGGUCUAUGACUUUGCUGGUCAAGAGGUCUACUACAGCAGUCACGCUGCCAUUAUCAAGUCAGCAGUUGAUGCAUGUCGGCCCAUUUUCAUUUUGGUUAUCAGUCUCCUAAAUGAAAACAUCACUACCACCCACUCUGUCUCGUAUUGGUUGGGCAUCAUUUCCAACCAGUGUGCCAAUAUGGAGGGCAAAGCACCACUCAUUGUGGUGUCUAGCCAUGCUGAUCUUGUAAAGGACGACUCCGCAAUCCUUGAAAGGAAGGAGACCAUCUUGAAAGCUGUGCAGAAAUUUCCCAUGUUUGAGCUUGUGGAAAUCAUUCCGAUCGAUUGUCGAUUUUCUAAUUCAAAUGGUAUGAAAGUUUUGAGGCGUUCAGUUGGCUUGACAUGUGAUUCUAUUAGAUCCAAGCUGUCCGUCAGUUUGAACUGCCACAUGUUUCUCAUCUAUUUGCUUGACAAAUUUUCUGGAAAGAUUGCAGUUUCACUGGAAGACAUACAGCAGGAACUCGCGGUGGAUCGCCUCCAGCCUUCUAAGAAGCACAAAGAUCAUAUUCCAUUCAUCCCCUCAACGAUCCCCCGCCUUGUUGAGAUCUGCUGUCAGCUGAGUGACAAAGGUCACGUUCUCUUCUUGCACGACACAGCUUCACCUGAGAAGAGCUUUGUCAUCAUUGACAGUUCAACACUACUCUCUCGAAUCAAUGGCACCAUAUUUGCUCCAGAAGAUUUCAAACAACACUGCAAGCUGUUCUCCAACACUGGUAUCGUACCAAAAUCCAAGCUUGCUGCUUACUUCCCAGAUAUCGAUAUUCAACUGCUGAUUGGAUUCUUAUCUCAUCUCGAGCUAGCUGUUGUUAUUGACGAUAAAGAAAUCCUCUGUCUUAUCAACCAUCAUCUGGACGACUCUAGUGCUAGUGCUGAGGAAGUGUACAUGUUCUGCCCCGCUCUGAUCACCUUAGCAGCUCCUCCUGAUGUAUGGGAAGGCUCAGCAAAGUACCAAUUUGGUUGGGUCCUGUCAGCAGUCCACAGUGAUCACUUCCUGGAUGCUCGAAUGCUCUACGUUCUCCUUCUUCGACUAGCUCUCUCCCUCCGCCUUGCUCUUAAUACAGAUACCAGCAUUCCUGCUCUUCAACACCAUUGUGCAUUCUGGAAGACUGGUGUUUGCUGGAGCACAUCUCACGGUGUCAAAAUGGUGGUGGAAAUCUCCAACAAGAAGCACGCUCUUGUUCUAAUGCAGGCACAAGAGCUUUCCUUGGAUUUCUUCGAUCUUCGUUCAACUGUGGUCGGUAAAGUGGUUGAGGCUAGAAAGCAGUUUUGUCGUUCUACUGAGGUUAACGAGUUAUUCCUAUCGCCUGCCAGUGUGACAUAUCCUCUCAACAUCUCUGAAGCUCCCACAUUCAACAUCAAUCUAGUGGCAGAAAGUAUUGUUAAACAACAUCGCUACGUUGUUUCAACUAGUGGGACCUUAAGUUUGUCUGUGGCUGACUUUCUUCAUGCUGAAGUGUACGCUGAUCUCGGUGAGAAUAUUCUACAGCUUCUGUUCAAUCCAGCACACAAGGAACUGUCUGAUCGAUUCAUCUCGGCCCUUGCAACUUGUUGGAACAAGAAUCCUCGACUGGCUGAUAUCGUACGCACAGCUAUUACUGAGAAUGCCAGCGCUGCAUUUCAAGAAUGCAAUAAUCUCGAUGAUGUUCUGAAAGUCUGGAAGAGCACUGGAGAUUCCAGUGAUGAAGCACUGAGAAGAAUUCUGGAUCCACUUAGUGUGUUUGCUGGACGAAACCCUCUCGAACUGGCUGGUGUUGCUGCUAAGGAGACUAGUGAUGAUCUACUACCAUCCACCACACCAACACCAAACUGUCCAAGCACAGCCUCUCUCCCUGUGGUGGCUGGAGCAGCUCCAAGGUCAGUGAGUGAGGGGACUCAAGUCAGAGAGGAAGUCACUCAAACCGCACACACUGAAGGUCAAUCAGUGGUGGGUGGUCUAACACUGGCUGCUCUAAAGAGGAGGACUGGAGUCAGUGACACACAGCUGGACACUGAGGUCAUAGAACACGACAUUCAUAUCCUAGCCGGCUGCUUCGAUAAUCUAGAGAACUAUCUCGACCAGUUACGCUUGUCUCCCGGCCAACAAACUCACCUUCAUGAUCUAGCUGUCAAACGAGACAUUCAAACUGCAAUGGCAAAAGCUUUGAAGUUGUGGCGUGCCCCCAAUCCUCUUGUUGCCACGUUCCGAGCUCUGUUGAUCAUCUUACUGGAUCUCAAGAGAGGAGACGUGGCUGUUAGGGUGUGUCAGUACAUUGUCGACAGAGUUCCACAAUAAUUAUGGACACUCAACACUUUCCUAGUAUAGUCUCUGCUGUGUGUUUAGUACCACACUCACACAUCCUGUUCUAGUUUCUUGUACUCAAUUAUGACACUUAUAAUUAUUCACAGAUAUUAUUAUUCUGAUUUACUAUGCACACAGUUUUAGAUUGUCCUGUUUAGUACAAACUCACGCAAUAUCCUUUAAUCCUGUUCACACCUUCUAGUUUUUGUAUUCAAUUAGCUAGAACACUUAUAAUUAAUAAUUUUACAUACAAUAAAUUAUUAUAUACUUAUUAUUCUGAUUUACUAUGUAUACAUAGUUUUAUAAUUAUUAUAUAAUUAUAGUUGAUUAAUAAUUAUUAGCAUCAUG